UGAGUGGAUAGAAGCAGUCGGAGCUGUAUCCUCUUUGUGGCGUAUUUUGUUUUCUUGGACACUCUGGGGUGUCCUUACAAACUAGGUCUCCCCAUUGCUUGCCUCCCUUCUGGCCCGAGCGCUCUGGGAUCGGAAGAGGGAUCGUUUGUGCAGGAUUAUCGCGAGUGGUGGGUUUUCUUUUAGUUGUGCUGCGCUCAGUGAUGGAAUUUGUGGCGGAGUGCAGAGUGAAGGCGCAAAUUCUGUAGGAUUUUCAUCCACCCACUUUGCGCCCCGCGCGACCCACAAUCGCAAUCAAUUCACGGACUGCGGAGUGCCCAAUCCGGGGGCACAGAGGCAAGGACCCAGAGUCGAGAGAGUGCGGGAGUGUGGGCGUUCUAGGACUCGUGUGUUUGUGAUGACUCUUGGCUGGUGACUACAUUGCUAAAGGACUAUUUCCGCCAUUGAAGCCCGCUUCCCGCAGGCGUCGCAACGGAUUUUUUUUGCCACCAUCGACUCAAAACAAGAUCACGACGCUUCGAAACAUGGGCACAGUGCUGAGCUUCUCGCCACGUGAGCGGCGCCCCGUCUACUCGACCCACCAUCACGGCAGCGGCCUGAGCUCCGCGGGAUCGGCGGACUUCGCGCUCAACAACUUCAGCUACGAGCAGCUGAACAACGUCCGCAACAGGGAGAACAACAAGCCACCAUGUCAGACUGUGCCUAACAAUGCCACCGUCGUGCUCGUCGGCCAGACCCACAAUCACACCAAUAGCACCUCUGGCGGCGGCAACGGCGGCAGUGGCGGCGGCACCAACAACACCGCCAGCCUCCUCGGCACCGACAGUGCGCGAAUCCUGUCGGAGAAGAACGCCCUGGAGAAGAACCUGAAGAAGCACUCGCUGUUCAUCAAUGCGCUGUCGUGGAAGCGGCUGGCGGCGGCGUCGCACGGGAAGAAGAAGCUGGACAAUAACAAAAACAAGGCCGCCAAUCUCCCGACCGCCACAUUCCGCACGCCACUGACGGAUGUCAUCCACCCGCUGGUGGCGGACAAGAACAAGAACAUCCAGCAGCAGCAGCAGGGCCAGCAGCCGCCGCAGCAGCAGGUCUUCUUCACGCCCGGCGCCCCGAAGGCGCUGCUCGCCCUCGAUCUGGUGCGUGCCAACAACACAAAUCCCAUCCAGCAGCCCGACAAACUGGCCCCCAAGCUGCCACUCACGCUUCCCCUGUCGCUCCAGACAGCCGCCGUUACGCAACCCCAACACAGCCAUGGACCGAGAAAGACUGUCAUUCAGGCCUCCACGUCAGAACUCCUAAAGUGCCUGGGAAUGUUUCUGCAUGAUCGCUGCAGAAAGCUAAGGGACUUUCAAGCUGGCGACGCUGUUAUGUGGCUGAGAGCUGUCGACAGAAGUUUAUUGUUGCAGGGAUGGCAGGAUGUCGCCUUUAUCAAUCCUGCGAAUGUUGUGUUCGUAUACAUGCUCGUCCGGGAACUGGUGGACGGCGAGGAGACCAAGGAAUCCGAAUUGCAGGCCGCUGUACUCACCUGCCUCUACUUGUCGUACUCCUACAUGGGCAACGAGAUCAGCUACCCACUCAAGCCGUUCUUAGUCGAGGACUCCAAGGAUAAAUUCUGGGAUCGGUGCCUCCUGAUCGUGAAUCGUCUCAGCGGAAACAUGUUGAGGAUAAACGCUGAGCCGGGUUUCUUCACCGAAAUCUUCACGGAGCUCAAGGCAUGCGGCAUGAACGCCAUCAACAACAACCCGACGAAUAGCGUCGCUUGACGCAGACAUCCUCGCGAAGUGGUCGUGCGACUGUCCAUCGCUGGCCAGCAGCAGAAGUAUCAGCACCAGACGUCACUGCAGGAGCUCACGAGUGUUGUGUAGAUCGACAGCCGACCGCAGGUUCACACUUCCAUCCAGUUCCUUUGGCGCAAUGUAGGAACGCAGGGGAGUACCGAGGAUUUUCCUUUCACCACUUUCUUUUCCGCAAAGUCAUGCAGAAGAGACCGUUAUCGCGUCUCACCUCUCUUGCGUGACUUCUUUCCUUUUAUGUCAUCGUCGUCGUGAAACAGAGCACGAGUAAUAAGUGGAAAAAUCGCACUCAAGUUACAAGUAUAGAUGGAGAUGGAAAAAAUAGGAUUUUACUCUGAAAGGCAUAAAAGGAAUCAUUUUCAAAUACGCCGAAGAGAAAUAAAUGAUGAUUGUGUACGAUGAAUCGUUCUCAAGACGAGAGUUCAGCCGUUAUUUGAAAUUUUUGAAGCAAAAAUUAAGAUGAAACGUUAAUUGU
Molecule: messenger RNA, 2262 nt
Organism: Phlebotomus argentipes
Lineage: Eukaryota; Metazoa; Arthropoda; Insecta; Diptera; Psychodidae
Gene: Cdk5alpha
Product: cyclin-dependent kinase 5 activator 1
Exons: 4
Coding region: 522-1757 (411 amino acids)
Biological process (GO): positive regulation of cyclin-dependent protein serine/threonine kinase activity; activation of protein kinase activity
Cellular component (GO): protein kinase 5 complex; cytoplasm
Molecular function (GO): protein kinase binding; cyclin-dependent protein serine/threonine kinase activator activity
Source: RefSeq, a predicted model, not a curated record